GUGACAACAAAACUGCACACUUAAAUUUGCAACUUUGCAUAAGACGUGUGACUGGUUUGUGAAAGAGGAAACUAGAGGCGGAAAGGGUUCUCAGUUGUGGGACUGAGCCACCAGGGGGCAAUGUCUGCAAACAGCAACAGUGCCAGUGGCAACAGCUGGACUCUUCUUACCCCUGAGCAGACAGGAGUUGAGAAUGUGGGUCCAGCAGCUGAAGGUAAUAAGACCGAGGGGGAUUCAGACGAUUUAUCAGCGCAUAAAGCCUCAACAGAGGUCCAUACUGACCUGGUGAAGAAUUCAACUGAAGCAUCAGCACCAGGGCAGUGUGAAUCGGAUCCCGGCCAGGAAUCAGAGGACACAAAGGAAAUUCAUUCCACAGAGCCACCUCAGGUAAAGCAUCCAGAGACUAGUGAGAGUCGAGCCCUACUAAAUACAUUAGAAGUUAAGGAAGACAGCACCUCACUUGAAGACCUCAGCUCCUGGACCCCUGACCAUGAUGAACAAGAUGCCCUUACAGGUCAUUCAGAGAGCCUAGACGGUCCCGGCACUGAUGCUGAAUCAUUCUCUAAUUCGUACACACACAUGAGCUCUACCUCUGGAUCAAGCACACAUCCUGCUUCAGUUUGUCAGGGAGGAGAGGUAUCUCAUCUGAAGAAGACCAGAACAGAAGAUUUCAAGCCGGGUGUAGAACUGCCAGGAAAAAAAGAAAAGGAAGGAGAUGGUUUACGUAAAAGAAAGAUUACCCACCUGGGCUCUUUGGACCAGGGCAGGACUGAGUUGGAGGAUGAUGAGGAAGCAGAGGAGGAGGAAUUUCAACUGCCUCAAGGAGAGGAUGAAAAGGUCUUUUCUUUGAACAAGUGUAUCCUGGCGGCGCUCAUUCUGUUAGGUCUAGGAACCAUUUUCUUCUCUGAAGGCGACAUUGAUGUUAGAGAGUUGAAAGAUAAAGCAAAUAAGGAGUGGCUGAAUUCUGAAGUAUCCAGAGACACACCUGUGGGUCCCAAUCCUCCAGACAUUUUAAGCAAACAGGCAAAGGAUACAGAUGAGCAAAUGUUUACACUGCAAGCACAGCUUCAGCAACAUCAAGGGGAAUUGAAAGGAGUACACCAUCUGGUAGAGGAGGGAGAGAUAGAACGUGCAAAGAGAGAAGAGCUGGAGAAAGACUACCAGAGGAUACAAGAAGAGCUUGAUAGACUGCCUGCUCUUCAGAAGGAGCUGGAGCAAGAGAACGAGAGAAUGAAAGAAGAAAAUGAGAGAGCAAAAAAAGAGCUGGAGGCUCUACCAUCACUGCACAGAGAACUAGAGGAUCUGAGAGCUCAAGUUUCACAGCUCACACAGAGCACAGAACAUGCACAUCCUCUUACUGCCUCUGGGAUGCCCUCUAGUGGAAACAUCAGGAACGUACUGCCCAUCGAACCACAAGAUAUAAAGCACACGAAGCACUGGGACAAAAGCAAGGAGAGAGAGCCAAGCAGGGAGGAAAAAGAAGAAAAAAAGAAGAAAAGUGGGAAGAAAGACGGCAAGGAAAGGAGAGAGAAGGUGACUGAGGAAGAACGUGUUAAAGAACAGAAAGAUUGGAAAAAAGAUAAAAGCAAGGCGGAGGAAGGAAAAGCAGGGAAAAGCAAAGACUUUAGAGAUGAGAAAGAGAGGAAAAGUGAUAAAAAACGAGGGGAGGGUAAAAUAGAAAGAGGAAACGAGGCAAAGAAAGCUUUUAAGGAUUGGGAUGAGAAGAAAGAAUGGAAAGAAGAGAAAACAUUGAAGAAAGACAAGCACGAGGGACAGGACAAACAUAGGAGAGACCAAAAAGACUGGAAGGAUACAGGAAAAAAGAAAGUGAAAGAGGACAAAGAGAAGGAAUGGAAACCGAGAGGAGACAGGAAAGAUUGGAAAGAGGAAAAGGAAUGGAAUACUGAUAAACAGAGUGACCAGAAAGAGAAAAAGAAAGAGGGUAAGGAGAAAGAUGAAUGGAAAGGAGAAAAGGAGUGGAAGAAAGGAAAAAGCCAGGACAAGUUCAAUGAUAAAACAGAGAAAAAAUGGAAAGGAGGAGAAAAAGAAUUUCACAAAAGGUUUGCUGAAAAGGAAAUGGAGAAAAUUCAUUUUAGAGGGAAAGAGAGGGAGAGGUCUACAGAUGAAGAUUGGAAAAGAGAUAAGUUAAAGGACGAUAAACAGAGAAAGGCAUACCAGGGUAAACAUGAUGAGAAAAAAAGUCAGAAUGAGGAGAAACGAUACAAAGAUGAGAAGGAACGGAGCAACAACGAGAGACACAGGCGUGAACAUUCAGACCAAACGUCUUCCCAUCGCUCUAAAGACCACCAGAAGCAACACCACCAGAUAAAUCCUGAGAGCUACUGGCCCAGACAGAGACAGAAGAUACAACACAACCACAGACACAAGGAGACGUGCAGCGGUGUAACAGAAUGUGCUGGUGUCGAGGGGCUUUCUCCUGUCAGCCUGCAGGACUUUGAGAUCCUGCUCCAGAGCUACCUGAAGAAGAUCCAGUUUCCUGAAGAACGAACAUCUGAGAAGGAAGAGUUUAGUAAGCUGGUGAGAGAGUUCUUCACAGACGGGUUGUUUGUGCAUGAACGGAUGCCGUUCAGCGAGUUUGUGGAAGAUGUGGCGGACAUUUUGGAGGAUAUGGCAGAUGGAGAAGAGAGCGAUUCGGAGGAGAGCGAGGAAGAGGAUGACGAUGAUGACGAGGAGAUGGAGGCUUUGGAAAGGGAGGCGAUGGAGAUGUUUGCUCUUCCAGUGGAGAGCAGAAAAUCUAGAGGUUGAAAGAAGUUUAGAAACCCCAGGAGAUUGUGGAACAUGAGGAAACUAUCAAGAUUAUUUGUUUAUAUGUCAAAUGCUACUGGAAAACCACCGCUUGCAGUCCCUAUAAUAUAAAAGCUGUUUUGCUCACUGUUUUCUGUUUGGCGUUUUUGGGGAAUGUUACACAACCUGUCCAUUACAUAAAGUUUUUCAUUACAUUACUUUUUCUGGGUAUACUUAUCAGAAGAAUGUAUUGUUUUUCUUUGAGUUUGAGAGUUACAAACUAGUACAGUCAAGUCCAAUUUUUAUUUCUAGCUUUACAGUAGUUCAUACCUGUUAAUUUGGAAGAUUAACUUCGCUAAUACAUUGCGUACAAAUACUGAAUAGAAUAUGUUUGACUUUAUUUAAUGUUCUUUAGUUUUGUUAUGCUCAUCAUAUGUUAAUUCUUAAAUUACUGUGUUAUAUUUAGGGUUGUGACUUUUGACCCAGUGUUCGAUUUUUUUUUUGUUACUAUUUAAACCAUUUUAUGGAGGAUAUUUUUAGUAAAUAAUGUCUUUGUCAUCCUGCACUUUUAACUGGUGAGAAAUGUUGCUUAAACAAACAACAAAAUUGAAAUAAGUCCUUCAAAUGAAAAUGUUCAGAUUUCCUUUGUUUAAUUUAGAAAGGGAGUGAAGGUUUGGCUUUAUAAGUGUCAUUAAAAGUCCCUUUAGCACUUGUCAGUGUGUAAGCUGUCAGGCAAAACCUCUUGUCCCUCUGCAUUCCUGCUUUUACAAAUGCACCGCUGUAAGUAAUUUGGUGUUAAAAUCGAUUUAUAAGUACUUGAGGCAAGAGGUUUGUCACACACAACUAAAUUCUGAUGUUAUUGUAAUCUAAUUGUUAUUUUUCAAUGCGACCCUGACAAAUAUUGUUCGUUUUUUAUUGGUUAGCUGUUUACUGUAGCUAACAAUUGUUUGUUGUCAUAGUUCAAAUGUAUUUGCUGAGAAACCUUCACAGAAUAAACACAAUGGAUACAGUUA
This is a messenger RNA of Triplophysa dalaica, 3758 nucleotides long. It is a transcript of the gene pbxip1b, whose product is annotated as pre-B-cell leukemia homeobox interacting protein 1b. NCBI's taxonomy places the organism in Eukaryota, Metazoa, Chordata, Actinopteri, Cypriniformes, Nemacheilidae. The record is from RefSeq and is a predicted model, not a curated record.